AUGGGCGGAACAGCUCUACCACCUCGGCUCUUGGAUGCGGCCGAAGAACUCAUUUUCCGACAGAUCACGAAUCUUUCAACAUUGCCACCGGUGUCGUUGACGAAUCCAACGAAGCUGCUGCCCACAGUCCAAUUGAUUCAAAGCGCUUUGAUCAUGGAGAUGCUCCAAUUCGGACAAGACCAGAUAGACACGAGACGACGCAUCCGCAUCAUCCGACAUCCAUGCCUCGUCUCCGUUCUGCGAUCGCUGGGAUUUUUCCAGCUGAGGCGAAGCAUGACUCCGAGUGUCUGUGAUGAUACUACGUGGAGAGAGAUGGUUGCAGAGGAAGCUUGUAUACGGGUCGCAUCUUGGGUCUUUCUAGCAGAUGGAUUCCUUACAGUCUGUUUCAAGAACCAUCCCUCCCUGUCGAGCUUCGAGCUGAACUGCGACUUUCCCUGGCCUACUGAACUAUGGGAGGCAGACGGAGCAGCUGCUUUCAGUACCAGUGCUGCCUCGCAUGCUGACGCGCCGCCAAUACCACCGCUACGCGAGGCACUAGGACAACUGCUCAGUCAUUCUAACCCAGGUGAUCCGAUAGCUUGGCAUCGGUCGCCGUCAGUCGAGCACCUCUUGAUCUUGAUAUACGGUAUGUUCCCGUGGAGUUCGGCACUUGACCGUCUGAUCUUGGAUCAAAACCGACUGACCGUGAACAUAGCGAUGAACACCCUGGCAUUCCAAGCCAGAGCCGGGUUUCUCGGCUACCUCCCAGCCAAAAGCAUCGAAAACGCAGCUCGCGACUGGAAAGGUAUCUGGGAUUCUACCAUCGCUCGACUGGGCAAAGAACGGUACCUGCUGCUAGGGUAUCCGCAGCAUGCGGAAGAGCUUUGGUGUCUAUUGACCGCUACGUUGAAUGCCUCUAAUAAACAGCAAGCGUCAAUUCGAUACCUCGAUAGUGCGGCAACGGAUGAUUUGGAAGACUUGCAUGAAUUUAUCGAGCGGUGUGGUCCUGCUGAUGGGUGA
Messenger RNA from Aspergillus melleus, 999 nucleotides. RefSeq lists its product as uncharacterized. Gene Ontology annotation, biological process: regulation of transcription by RNA polymerase II; DNA-templated transcription. The coding region runs from base 1 to 999 and encodes 332 amino acids. The transcript has 2 exons. Gene Ontology annotation, molecular function: DNA-binding transcription factor activity, RNA polymerase II-specific; zinc ion binding; RNA polymerase II cis-regulatory region sequence-specific DNA binding. Lineage: Eukaryota; Fungi; Ascomycota; Eurotiomycetes; Eurotiales; Aspergillaceae. The record is from RefSeq and is a predicted model, not a curated record. Gene Ontology annotation, cellular component: chromatin.